Oppiella nova is the source of this 462-nucleotide messenger RNA. The record is from the annotation of a GenBank genome assembly. NCBI's taxonomy places the organism in Eukaryota, Metazoa, Arthropoda, Arachnida, Sarcoptiformes, Oppiidae.
GGAUGUGACCUGAACCCCAAAGCCACGUCCACGCGGAUCAUCGGGGCGAUAUGGUGGUUUUUCACCCUGAUACUCAUCUCGUCUUACACGGCCAACUUGGCCGCCUUUCUCACGGUCGAGCGCAUGAUCACACCGAUCGAGUCGGUCGAGGACCUGGCCUCCCAGUCCAAGAUCACGUACGGCACGCUCGAGUCGGGCUCCACCAUGACUUUCUUCCGGGACUCAACCAUCGAGACCUACUCCAAGAUGUGGCGGUUCAUGGAGAACAGACAGGGGGUGUUCGUCAAGUCCUACGAGGAGGGUGUCCAGAGGGUGGUCGACGGGAAUUAUGCGUUCCUCAUGGAAAGCACAAUGUUAGACUAUAUGGUGCAGAGGAACUGUAAUCUGACACAAAUCGGUGGCCUAUUGGACAGUAAGGGCUACGGCAUAGCCACGCCUAUAGGUAAGGGUAGCCUUUUUUGA